This is a messenger RNA of Parastagonospora nodorum SN15, 171 nucleotides long. RefSeq lists its product as hypothetical. The transcript has a single exon. NCBI's taxonomy places the organism in Eukaryota, Fungi, Ascomycota, Dothideomycetes, Pleosporales, Phaeosphaeriaceae. The coding region runs from base 1 to 171 and encodes 56 amino acids. The record is from RefSeq and is a predicted model, not a curated record.
AUGGUAGACGUCAAAGCCAGCAACGGACAUGCCGAGAGUCUUCUUGCAGAUUUCCUUGGACGAGAGAACAGCCGCCUGUUCUUGCAUGAGCUCCAGUCUUGGCUCCGAAGCCCCUACAAAAAGCUAGAGCAGUGGGAUGAGGAAGUGCAGUACAACAAGCCAUUUGAGUAA